GAAAGGUAUCAAGCAAAGAGAAGCAAACCUCUGUGAGGGAUUGAGUGGAUUUAGCUGUUUCACAGGGAUUUCGUUUUGAGAAAAUUGAUAUGCUAAGAAAAAGUUUACACAAAGUUGGCUAACGUCGUUUCGUUCAUUUUAUCUUCAAAGAGUAACCUGCAUAAACCUAAAAAGGGAACUUAGCCUGACGUUUGCAUUAGGCUAGUUUCAAUAACCAGAACAACCAUGGCCAGUCGUAAGCGCAUCCUGAGCUCUCCGGGGAAAGGUCCUGCCAGGCGGAACCUGUUUGGCCCAGUGGACCAUGAGCAGCUGCAGCAGGAGUACCAGGACAUAUUGCGCAGAGACCUUGAGGACGCCUGUCGCCGCUGGGACUUCGACUUCCUGUCAGAUAAGCCUCUGGCUGGGGGAGACUUCCAGUGGGAGGAGGUUCCAGGCACCAAAGUGCCUCUCCUCUACCUGCCCUGCCUGUUGGGUCAGGGGGAGGCACAGAAGGUCGGAGGGCCGGCGGCAUCCACAGGGAGGGUCAGGACGGGGCCAUGGCACCAUGGCAAGGAAAACAUCCCUUGCACCCCUGAGAAGUACAGAGCCAACCUCCAGAACCUGGAGAAAACACAAGACAAGAACGAGAACAAACUGAAGAGGAAACAGACCAACCUCACAGAUUUCUACCAAGCCAAGAAGAGAGUGGUGGGUACGCCGCCUAAGUCAGGCCGGUGAUUUCAGAGACACAGUCACAGCUGCCAGGGAGCCAACAGUCGGACAGACCCACAGCAAACGCUACUUCUCUCAGGAACCCACAUGCUGCACAGACUCUAGGCACAUAGAGUACAUACAGUACACUUACCUGGAGGAAUACAUAACCAUUACUCUAAACAAACGCAGUGAAAAAUGAAACAACCUAUUUUAUUGAAUCCAUUACCGAUGCAUACUGUACUAAUGAUUUCAAUGUAAGGGGGCUUGUGUUCUUCCUGUGGUAAGGGAGGGACAUUCAAACAGUUCAAAUGGUGCAUCUAAGUUCAUUUGUGAGUCAUGUAAGGACAUCCUCUAAACCUUUAUGACCGUUUAGUGUAAGGAAGACUUGAAAAUCUCACAGUCUGGACAGUUAAGGUCCUGCAUUCGACAGCACUAAAAUGGACCAAUUGAAACCAUGCCUCAGGGUCUACCCAUAAACCGUCUUGUUUUGAUGACCAUGAAAUUAUGAAACCAUACUGUUUACGGUGCUGAGGUUGAAUCUACUGUAAUAUAGUGUCACAUUGAGAGGACUCUUGAAAAAACGACCACAACAACACAAUAGUCUUUAACAAAGUAUUUCCAGUUCAAAUGUCCAAAUGUAUGGAUUUAUGUUUUUUUCUUUAAUGUUUUUUCAUUAUGCUGUGUCUCUUGGGAAGAGGACGAGGAAUCAUGUUAUUGUCUGUCAUUUGCAAGCACUUCCUGUCCAAAGUAUGUAUUGUUGUACAUAUUUAAAUUGUGAAAUCUCAUGUAUCUCAACAUGUACUUUUAGGAAACUACUUGAAGGGUACUGUCGUGCAUAAAAUUGUUAUGCUUAUAAUGCAAAUUCCUAUAUAGAAAUGUCACCAAUGUUCCCCCUUUCUACCUAACUAGGGCUUCUUGCUAUAAUACUCUUGGAAUUUGUUGAUGGGGACCUCUGCAAUGUUCUUUCAAGCUUUCCAAGUCUUUAUACGAAGUCUAUCUAGCAUAUGGCCAUCUGAACACAAAGCCAGACAUUCAAGUUUCCUUAGAUAAGUAUCAGAUUUAUCUUGAGAUGUUAAUAUCACACUGUUAAGCAGUGAAACAUUUUAAGUUUUCUUGCAGUAUUGCACAAUUUUUUUAAUGUAGCCAACAGCAGGUACAAGUGCCUGUAUGGAAUUUGAAUCUAAACAGAGGGAAAUUGUGUCCUCAGAAACAUAGCUAUUUUUGACUAGGCUACAGCCACUGUUUUCUAUUCUAUUUGAAGAAUAGUGCAAUAAAAUAUACAUGAAGUGUU
Messenger RNA from Coregonus clupeaformis (lake whitefish), 1984 nucleotides. RefSeq names its product cyclin-dependent kinase inhibitor 1. The transcript has 3 exons. The record is from RefSeq and is a predicted model, not a curated record. Lineage: Eukaryota; Metazoa; Chordata; Actinopteri; Salmoniformes; Salmonidae. Gene Ontology annotation, biological process: regulation of mitotic cell cycle; signal transduction by p53 class mediator. Bases 226 to 717 code for a protein of 163 amino acids. Gene Ontology annotation, molecular function: cyclin-dependent protein serine/threonine kinase inhibitor activity. Gene Ontology annotation, cellular component: nucleus.